Messenger RNA from Xenopus laevis (African clawed frog), 2410 nucleotides. RefSeq lists its product as uncharacterized. The transcript is spliced from 2 exons. Bases 41 to 754 code for a protein of 237 amino acids. Lineage: Eukaryota; Metazoa; Chordata; Amphibia; Anura; Pipidae. The record is from RefSeq and is a predicted model, not a curated record.
CAGUCAGGGAGCAGAGGGGAGCGGUGCUUUGCUGGGGGAAAUGGAAGGUACAAGCGGCUGUACUGACACACAAGCAGCUGCUGCUAUGGACAGUGACACCCAGCUGAGGGAGAAAGCAGGUACCAGCUGCACUGCUGUAAUGGAGGCCGGCCAUGUGCUUGGGAAGGAGGACGCCAUUUUGGAAGCAGAGACAGGCUUGUGCACAGCAAAGGGGAAACUCCGCCCACCCAGCAAGAACUGCAGAGAGUCUAGCAAAGGCAGUGAGAAAGGAAAGAUUCCAGCAAAGAAUCAGGGAACCCCCCCACAAAUGGCACCGACUGCUGCUGCUUCAGCAGAGGGAGGAAUGGAGGCAAGCAUGGACUGUGGCUACCUGGCAGAGACUGUGGCUUUACAGGUGCUGGAGGAGAAAUCUGCAGCUAAAAUCACGGAGGAGGAGGUAAAGUUGGCGAUAGAGAGUCUGCAGAAUAAGAAAGCUCCAGGUCCGGAUGGCUUAACAUCAGAAUUCUAUAAGACCUUUAAAGAUCGGUUAGCUCCGGCACUUGUUGAGGUGUUUUGUUUACAGGAAAGUGACCUCCCGCCAUCUAUGCAGUUUUCCUCUUUGAUUUUGUCGUCAAAAGGUAAGGACGAGAAGCAUAUUGAGAACUGGAGGCCGAUUGCCCUGCCCAAUACAGAUAGAAAGAUUCUCGCAAAGGUUAUUUUCUUUUGUUUAAGUUUAUUUUCAAGCACUUCAUUGUCUGACUGUCAGGGGCGGUGAAGGGGCGGAGCAUUUUUGGAGCGGUCUUUACCAUUAGAGAGGCUCUGGAAUUAUGCAAACCUCAUAGGUGGGGGAAAUACUGUGUGUUUAGAUCAGUCAAAAGCCUUUGAUAGGGUGAAUCACCAGUACCUAUGGGCUGUUUGGUCUAAAUACGGUAUCCCGGGGCAAUUUAUUUGUUGGAUAAAAGUUUUGUACAAAGGGGCGAGAAGCUUCCCACUAAUUAAUGGUUGGCAGGGUAUACACUUCCAGGUUGGGGCAGGAGUAAGACAGGGGUGCCCUCUGAGUCCUUUGCUGUAUGCAUUUGCGUUAGAUCCAUUUCUUUGAUCGCUGCAGGAAGGUAACUUGGAGGGUAUCUGUGCACCCAGUGGUCAGCGCCUGAGGUUGGUGGCCUAUGCGGAUGAUGUGACAGUGCUUAUCCCAAAGCCUGAAGAGGUGGAGUCUCCUGAUGCAUCAGAAGCUACUCAGAGGCCUCAGGGUCUCUGGUCAAUAGUGAAAAGUCGGAAGCUUUGUGGAGUUUGGAGGAUGAGCCCAGUUUUGAGUUAAGAACCUUCCCUGUUGCCUCCUCUCAAGUAAAAAUAUGAGGGGUUAAAUUUGGGAGGGAAAAUAAUGCCAGGCUAAAUUCGGAAGAGAAGUUGGAUACCGGUUUGGCAAAAGUUCAGCGUUGGAAAGGGUGGAAGCUGACCUAUAGGGAAAGAGUUAACCUUAUCAAGACGUUUCUGAUACCAUUGUUUUUGUAUGUGUCCUGUGUGUUCCCUUUGCCAGAAUCUUUCUAUGCUCGAGUCUAUAACUUAUUCUUCCAGAUGAUCUGGGGGAAUAGGCUAAACCCAGUCAAAAGAGGGGUAACGUUCCUGCAGAGGAAAGAGGGAGGUUUGGGGAUGGUCUGUCCUGUGACCUUCUUUGGUGCCAUGUUCCUAAAGUUUAAAUUUGGGGGUCUGACUCAAGGAACAAGCUCCCUGUGGGAAAGUUGUAUCAGAUCCUGGGCAUCUUCUUUUAUCAUGGACUGGCUGCAGGGCGGUAGGACGAAAGAGGUCCAUGUAAGACAGAGCUAUUUCCCACCACACAUUGCCCAUGCCCUUAAACUGAUAAAGAGGUGGGGCAUUGGGGCAGCAGAAAUUACAUCAAUUCCGAGGAAGCAAAUCUAUGCCAGGGACAUCCUUCUUUACUGUCCCACUGGCUAUAAGGGACUGUACCAGCAAAGCCCUGGAAGAGAUACUAAAUUAUUUAAACAGUGUGAGACUCCCCCCAAAACUGUUUGAUAACUCCUGGCUGACACUGCAGGGCAAGUUGUAUGUGCGGGGCAACAUUAAAUAUCUAAGUCAUGUAAGAAAAGAGUGUCCCUGGGGGUGAGCACUUUUUGGUGGUUUGUUCUGUUUCAUGUAGUUUAUAUGAGGGUGUGCUGAAGGUAUUGGGUAUUUAUAACAUAUGUGCUAAUGACUAUGCAGAAAGAGCCUAUGGGAUCAUUCAUAGGAAGCACUGCUAUAACCAAGAGACUGUAUUUAUUAUACUGUCAGUCAUUCGAUACCAUCUGUGGUCUAUCCGAUGUAUGAAAACUUUUGGGAAAGACAAUGAAUCAAUAGACCAAACAAUAAGGAAAAUCUUAAGGGAAAUUGUGUUUAUUAAAGUGAAUGAGAUUCAGAAAAAAAGCGUGAAUGAAAA